Blastocystis hominis is the source of this 519-nucleotide messenger RNA. RefSeq lists its product as hypothetical. Gene Ontology annotation, molecular function: racemase and epimerase activity, acting on amino acids and derivatives. Bases 1 to 519 code for a protein of 172 amino acids. NCBI's taxonomy places the organism in Eukaryota, Bigyra, Opalinata, Blastocystidae. The transcript has a single exon. The record is from RefSeq and is a predicted model, not a curated record.
AUGGGCCCCAUGGCUGGAAUUGAGUGCUAUAAGUACGUUUUAGAGAAUACCACCACAAAUGGGACUGACCAGGACAAUCUCAAUAGUCUUAUCAUUUCCUACCCAAGAAGUAUCGGAAACAGAGUUGACUAUGUCCUGGGAAAGAGUUGCAAAAAUCCAGGCGAGUCUGUAUUGGAUUUUUUGCAAUCUCAGCUAGAAUGCAUAGUUCGCACAUACAAGCGAGUCGUCAUCGGCGUAGCGUGCAUCACCUUUCAUUGUCCAUCGGUUUUUUCGGUUUUCCAACAGGGAGUGAAAUCAAGGUUUCCUGAAGUUGAGCUGGUUAGCAUUAUCUCUGCUACAGUAGAAUUCGUUCGCACUCUGUAUCCUCACUUGAGGCGGGUGGGGAUCAUGUCCACCGAUGGAACGCGUCAUGUCAGACCCUUUGAAGAUGAUAUGUCGAAACAGGGCAUAUCGCUGGUGUAUUUGAAUGACGAUCAGCAGUCUAUCAUUACAAGUUGUAUUUUUAAUGAGCAAUGGUAA